Ostrinia furnacalis (Asian corn borer) is the source of this 729-nucleotide messenger RNA. RefSeq lists its product as uncharacterized. Lineage: Eukaryota; Metazoa; Arthropoda; Insecta; Lepidoptera; Crambidae. The record is from RefSeq and is a predicted model, not a curated record. The transcript has a single exon. The coding region runs from base 5 to 496 and encodes 163 amino acids.
UCACAUGCAGGAAGUACCACAAAACGAACUAAACAAUAAAUCUGUUUACUUACCACACCAUGCAGUCGUGCGAACUGAAAAGGAAACGACAAAAACCCGCGUUGUUUUUGAUGCAUCGUGCAAGGGCUCAAACAAUAUAUCGCUCAAUGAUGAACUGAUGAAUGGACCUGUCCUGCAAGAAGAUCUUAGAAGUAUCAUCAUGAGGUGGAGAAUGCACAAGGUCUGUUUUGUGAGCGAUAUAGAGAAGAUGUACAGAAUGAUUCUCAUUCAAAAAGAAGACGCCGACUUCCAGAGAGUAUUGUGGAGACAGAAUACUUCAAUAUCUGACGAGGUCAAACACUACCGGCUACUUACAGUCACAUUUGGGACAGCAUCAGCGCCCUAUCUCGCUAUAAAAACACUAAUGCAGCUGUCAGAAGACGAAGGUGAAGACCAUCCUAUUGCCAAGAGAAUUAUACGCGAAGACUUCUACGUUGACAAAACAUGUUGGACUUGACAUUUUCUAUCGACCAUUUUGUUACCAUGUUUCUGAGCAAAUAAAUGAUUUAUUAUUAUUAUUAUUAUUGAUGAUGUGAUGUACGGGUGUGAUACUGUCAAAGAAGCCAUAGAGGCAAGCAAGCAAUUGAAGACUGUACUAAGCAAGGGAAAAUUCAGAUUACAAAAAUGGUGUUCAAACAGUCCUGAAUUUCUAAAAUCUCUUGAUGAAGGAGAAAAGUCAGCCAAAGCACA